AUGGCGUGUGUUGUUGUCCAUGCGGGUGCAGGAUACCAUUCAAAAUCUAAUGAGAAGAAGUAUAAUAGAUUAUGUUCUGAAGCUUGUUUAAUUGCCUCCGAGCUUCUGACUGUUGAACGUAAGCAUGCUGUGGAUGCUGUAGAGGCUGCUGUUGCCUACUUAGAAGACUGCCCACUGACCAAUGCAGGAAUCGGCAGUAAUCUAACUAUAAACGGGUUUGUUGAAUGUGAUGCAGGAAUAAUGAGUGCUUCUGCGCGUCGGUUUGCUGGAGUUGGAGCCGUUCGAGAUAUACGAAAUCCUGUGAAAGUGGCACGACUUCUUCUGCAAUCACAGAUCGAUUGCCCUUUGGGUGAACUUGGACGUGUCCCGCCAUCUGUACUUGUUGGUGAUGGGGCUCACCUCUGGGCAGCUUCAAAAGGAUAUUCUAUUGAUAACUGUAAUCUCACCACAAAGGCUUCACAAUUAUCGUGGGAGAAGUACAGAAGUUGGCUAGGCAUCGGUGAACCAACAGAUGAGAAUACGGAAUCCACCCAUUCUAUGUCGGAAUAUAGCUAUUUGUGUGAAUCCAAGAGAUCUCGCUUUGACACCGUGGGUGCUGUAUGUGUUGACUUAGAAGGGAAUAUUGCUUCUGCGGUGUCUAGUGGUGGCAUUGCAAUGAAAUAUGAAGGCCGUGUCGGCCAGACAUGCAUAUACGGAUGUGGUUGCUGGGCCGAAGAACUCAGCCCGUCUUCUGGAGUUGGUGUUGUCACUUCUGGUACCGGUGAGCAGUUAGUAAGAACCCAGCUUGCUCAGCGUUCUGCCGAACGAUUCACUGGUUCGUCAAUCUGUGUUCCAGAUGCAGUUCAGUCAUCUCUCAUUGAUGGGUUUCUAAACUCGAAAUUUCUUUCAUCGGAUGCUGAGAAGUCUGCUGGGAUAGCUGGAGUGUAUUCCAAUUUUGAAUGUGGGAAUCGUCCGGUUAUGGAGGUAUUUUUUGCACAUUCAACAAAGUCGAUGAGCGUUGGCCAUUACUUACCCAGUAUUAUGACAAAACCAUCUGUUCGAGUUACGCGGAAACAACCUGAUAAACCCAUAUACUUGGAGGUUUCAUCAUAUUUUGUGUAA
Trichobilharzia regenti is the source of this 1101-nucleotide messenger RNA. Lineage: Eukaryota; Metazoa; Platyhelminthes; Trematoda; Strigeidida; Schistosomatidae. The record is from the annotation of a GenBank genome assembly.